Molecule: messenger RNA, 693 nt
Organism: Lachancea fermentati
Lineage: Eukaryota; Fungi; Ascomycota; Saccharomycetes; Saccharomycetales; Saccharomycetaceae
Source: the annotation of a GenBank genome assembly
AUGUAUUUGCCUACUAAGUCUUUGACAGUAAGGACUGAAACAUACCCGAACUUAAGGCUGUUACCACGGGCAACGCAAACUUCAGACAGCUUUGAUGAUGACUGUUUUGGAUUUGGUUGCGGCUCUCAGUGGAUUUGGGCACGAUGGAUUCUAUUCGUGUUUUUCCUUGUAGCUAUAGCAGCAUUGGCCUUUACUGCUGUCAGAGUUAACGGUAGGAGAUUUCGCCGUGGGCAGCAACCUAUCAGGGGAACUGCUUGGUUCACACCUCCUAGUUAUAGGCAAUCUGAAAGGCAGUACCAUGGAACGCAUGGUAGGGAUUUUCAAGAGUAUGUGCCACCAUAUACUGAAACGGCAAACGAAAAUGAUAUGGGUUAUUAUGAUAAUCAAGGAGUUUUUCACGUUAAUAGUAAAGCUGAGCCUUUACCUCCACCUCCGGAAAUUGACACAAAUUAUCCAAGUUCCUCUUCACAAAUUCCAGAGCCCCCAUCGCCAGCGGUGGUACGGAAUAGCUCACAGGUUCCAAGUGAACAUGUCAAUUUUGUUAGAGAUUUUAAUAGAUACUACAAUGGUACUCCAGCCGCCAAUUUUGGAACAAACAGAAAUAAUAAUGAAGAUCGUAAUGAGAGCAUUUCUGAGUCCAUUGAAAUGGAUUUGACUCCCCAACGGCCAGGCAGAACGCAUGCCGGUUCCUGA